This is a messenger RNA of Zootermopsis nevadensis, 4514 nucleotides long. RefSeq lists its product as uncharacterized. Lineage: Eukaryota; Metazoa; Arthropoda; Insecta; Blattodea; Termopsidae. The record is from RefSeq and is a predicted model, not a curated record.
ACAAGCAACGUUAUCAUACUCAGGAAGAUAGAUGGCGGAGUUGAGGCACAAAUUCUUAAUCUCGCCACGAGAUGGAGGUGUCAGUUUUACGCUCCGGCCAUCUUAACUACGGGGGAAACAGCAGACAUGUAUUCGGUAGCAUCACGGAUGGUCCAGACCCGGUGUGUACGCAGAGGCUAAGAGAGAAUUGUAUGCUCUAGCCGCGAACUGAACCGAGGUCCUCCAUCUUCCAGGCUUGUCAAUAUACUGACACACAUCCCAAGUCAUUAGUGACAGCGAGUGAUGAUUAAUGAUGGACUAUUUCCUGGUAACACGUCUGCAAGACCCGCGUCCUUCAAGAAAACAAUUUGGUAUCCAUGGACACGUCUCAACACAGCCUUCGUAUGUCUGUCACAUCCGGCCAGCUCUCUGCUUUUGGUACAAUGAUCACCGCUGAUGAUGACGCACUCCGUAUUCUGUGCGUAUUCAACUUGCGGUCAGUGGCGUAGCACGAUAAGAAAUUCCGUACGCAGUGUUUCUCAAACAGUGGUCCAGGGACUGCUGCAGAGUCGUAAAUUUCGUCAGCAAAUCCUUACCAUUCAAAAACAGUUUCCUUUCAGACAGAAUUGGUGUCGUUUGCAGGGUUUAGGGUGGAGGACACAAUUUUGACGUCGUCUCCUUUCUAGUCCCUGGGGAACGGUGUUAAAAAUUACAUAUUUUCCGAAUUUCACUCACCCCCACAACAAAACAGAAUAAAUAUGGCUGCCCUCUGGGUUGCUUCGCCGUGAAGACGUUUCAGAGGUCCUUGCUGCCUCAAUCCUCACCAUACCAAUGACGUAGGCAGUAAGUGAAUGUGGCAACCACCAGCCAUCUUCACAGCUGUUGCCUUGAGAAGUUGAAAUCUCGAUUAAUUUAGAAUUUAAGGUGUAGCUAAUCACGUAAUUCAUUCGAUCUGAAUACAAAAUCAUGGCGAUAAUCGAUACAUCUACUCGAAGUUAUCCUGUGGCCCUGUAACGAGUACAUUGUUCGCAGAUUCUAAGGAACGGUCUUAUUUGGUCUCAGAAUUGAGUUGAAACGACAAAGUAAAUUAGAACAGGGCCUCCCAAUUCCUUCGCAAAAUUCAUAGCAGAGAUUUUUUUCUGAGUUUCCAUAGUCAAUAGGGCUCAACACAGGGAAAGUAUCUUAAAAUAACAAAAAUCUGUCGUGUUCCGCGUAGAUUCGGUAAUCCCAGUGUACAUUAUCCUCGAAGUAACUGUAUUUAAGAGUCACAAAACGUCUCCACGGUUACAGUUGCUAACUACGACUUCAAUGGCCACGUGACCCGAAAACGAGGGCGAACAGUUUUGAAUAAUCGAUGUCUGAUUGAUUGUCUCCCCCACGUAAAUAUUGCUUUUGGCACUGAACCGAUCAGUGAUGACACAACAAUACGACGGUGAAAGAGGCGACCUUCUCGUCUAUUCAAGACACAGGAACGUCAAGGGCGUUUGUCCUUCGAGAAUUAAUUCUCAUUUGCGUUCUGGAUGUCGAAGACAACAGACCAGAUGGUGACCAUGGAAGAAAGAUUGGCUACCCUGUUUCUUCUGUUGGUGUGGCCGACUGUGAUUCUACAUCUCCUAUCUGCGGAUGACUCUAUUGUGUUUCCCGACAAAGGGUCAUCCGCGCAGCCUAAGACCAGCAGUAACCACGGAGACGAAACAAAAGACGAACGAGUCAAGCCUCGGAUCGGUCUUGACACUGGGGGUGUAAGCACCGCCUUCAAUUUCGGAGUUGAGCCGAACGGCGGAGGAAUAUCAGGAUCUGCUAGCUUCAGCAGCAGUUAUGGCGGGCAGGGUCAGGCCCACUCUAGCAGCCAGAGCCAGUCCUUCAACUUUGAAGCCGGGUCCAGUGGUUUCAGCGCUUCGCAGGCUGCUAGCCAGUCUUCAAGUUUCAAUUCACAGUUCCCUGGUUACCAUGGAUCAGGCGGCCCCUCGAUAAUAGACAGCCAGGCUAGCAGCCAAGCUUCUAGUGGGUCUAGCGGUGGGCCUGGAGCUCACGCGUCUAGCCACGCCUCCAGCUUCGGGUUCCAGACAAAUGGAGCUAAUUUUGGAGCCUCCAGCAGUGCUGCAAACGCGCAGGGGUUCUCAACGGCGCUAGGGCGCCCAACAGGCGGAUUCGGAUACUAUCCAGGAGGAGGAUUGUCAGGUUCAAAGAACCAGGGUGCAGGGGUAUCGUUAGAAAACCUGUACCCUGAUUUCAUCAGAAAUUUCCAACAAGGCAACAAUCAAACGUACAAACUUCACAACGGCAGUAGAAAGCGCCCUGCAUGGUUCAACAAAGCUUUCCGUUUCGACAAAAACAGCACUGUUGUGUUCCCGGAGUAAAUAAGGCACGCGACGAACUAAUACGAACUUCAGAUUUACAAAACUUACAUUAUCAUUCCUACUAUUUAUGAUAUCACAAUUUUCCAAAUAAACUAAAAUUUUCAGUUUCGGACUUGACGAAAAAACAAAUUAAACACAAUCUGAAAAUACUAUCGACAUUUACCGAGAAUCCAACACCACAUUGCGCCAUACCACGUACAAAAUAAAUACUGGGUCACAUGACCAGAAUCAUUUUCGCUGAGUCAAGGUCGCCAACUUAACAAACAGGAAUUAGCACAAAACAAAAUAUACCGAUUCGAAUCGUACUCUGGUGUGCGAUCUCAGAAGCUUCAGAGAAUACCACACAGUUUCACGAGUUUGCGAACGCUCCAGAAACAGGCAUAAAAGAUUUAAGACUCAGACUGUGAGCAGCGUACUUGUGCACGUGGUUCUCUUCAUAAUUUUCCAACAUUCAGAAUACAUUCAAAACUUGGAAAUUGGAACUCCUUAGAACUAUCAAAACACCAAAAGUUUGAAAAUUUAGAAAUCUGAAAAAAAAUAUCUUAAACUUUAAAAAUUUAACAAUUAUAAGAAAUGUAAUUUGUUUAAUUUUCCAAUUUUUAAAACGCUGACAAUUAUUUAUAUUCUAAAAAAACUGAAAUUUCUUGAACAAUAAUUUUUUUUUGGAAAUUGUUUAAUAUUUUUUUAAAAAAAAUUCUAAAUAUUUAGAAACCAUAACGGCUUCCUAAUCCUCUAAAUGUUGAAUAUCUUUAUGGUACUACGUUAUGUAUCAUUUAUGUUGUGUUGGGGGUGGGAUUGUGUCGGGACCAUCGUGUACAACUGGGACGUGUCAGAACCUUUUCUAACGGCCUGUUUGCAUACAUGACUGGUUUGAUUUUACGACACUGUAUGACAGUUUUCUAUCGUUUUAAACAACUCUGUCAUCGUACGAACUAGUCUUUAGCAGUUUAGUAUUGUUCGGGCACAUUCGAAGAGGUUCUGACAUAUUUGAACAUGAAAGGACAGGUUUCUACAAGUUUCUACAGGUUAGUGAUAUUUACAUACCAAAGCGCAUGCGUAUUAGACCAGUGACAACAGCGCCAACACAACUACAACUUACGAAUUUCAGCACGCGUCGCGUUGGUGUUGAAGCUUGCAGAAAUUUUGAAAAUAUUUUCUUGCAGCAAUCACCCAUAGCAAAACGUACAUAUAAAAUUUUAUGAAAGAUGUUUCACAAAUUAUUUAAACACCAGUAGAAUGUUCGUUCCCUAAACACUGCACUGGAAAUGUAAGUGGCGUUCAUAAAUCACAUAUUCCGCCACCGCAAGGCAAUCACAUGAAUGUAAAUAAACACGGAUUUAUAUAGCAUUUCAAUAAAGAUCCAUAAUAUCUGAUCCCUUCAAUACAUAUUAAUUUUUCUGCUUCACUUUGUAUCAAUGACAUUAAACACAACCUGCAAAUACUGUUAACAUGAACCACUAGCAGCCAGCAAACUAAAAAAUACGACAAAACAUUGCGCCAUUCUAGACGGAAACGAAAAUGCUGGGACAAAUGACCGGAAGUAUCUUCGCUGACAUGGUCGCAAACUUAACAAACAGAAAUUAUCACAAGAACAGAAACUCCCCACAUCAAAUCGUAAUCCGAUGUUCGUGCGAUAACAGAAGCUUCAUUAAGAACAGAAUAUAUCACGAGCAUUCAAGACAGGAAUAUAAAAUAUAUUGCAGUCUAUAUGUAACAUAUUUGUGUACAUCGUCACUCCCGUCAUAAUUUACCAACGUUCAAAAUAUACACCUACAAAUUGUAAUACUUUCAAUGCUUCAAAAUUAAAAAAAUAAAUAAAUAAAUUUGGAAACCUGGGAAAUAUCUCUAAAUUAAAAACCAUAAUUUUCAAAAUUUAUUUAUUUUUCCAAAUUUUUAAAAAUUACAAAAAUUUCUCACAUUGGCAAAAUAUCUCUAAAAUAUAAAUUAUUUCGAAAAACGUCCUUCCAUCUCCUCUGUCCCUGUACUUCGCCCCACAGAGGUACACAGCUUGGAGCCAAACAGCAGACGUAAGGUGAAUCCUGACUGAUAAAAGCAAUAUACUCAGACACGACAGUGUACAGUUUAACAUAAAUUAAUACAAAUGCAAAUGCUAUUCUAUAUCUUGAAACAAAAUAUUUACAAGAAAAAAUGAAAAUAAGAAACAUUUAUAAUUAA